AUGAGUUUCGCGAAUUCUGAAUCGACUGCGACGACGUUGGCGGCAGUUCGCGCUGUGCUUGUCAAUCCCGCGAUCGCCGUGGCUGGCUCGGAGGACAUUCUGCGCGACGACGACUCAUCCGCAGCAACAACGGCAGCAACAGCAGGCGGCCCGCAGCAGCAGCAGCAGCAGCAGCAGCAGGACGGAGCAUUCGCUGCUGAGAGCGGCAAUUCGAGAGCCAUGCUGCGCGCUGCUCAAGGUCGCCUCGUUCCAGACCGAGAUCAAGAGGAACACGAAGACGAAAACGACUUGUACAACCAUGAGGAUCCAGCGGUGGCAGCCGCUGCGCCAGCCAUCGACCGGCAGCGCAGAGCCGUGGAAAACGCGUUGGCGUUGCUAAACACGUACUGCGAAGCAUUGCUUCAUGCUCAGCCGACAAGUGUUCGCCAGGCCCAGUUCGACGAUCUCCUGCGCAACCAUUUCCCUCUGUCACUGCUUUUGAACUACCUCAACCCGGGAAAUCCAGAGUCGGUGUGGGAGCUGACUGUGCAAGUGCUUAAAAAGGUUUUUGUUGGAUGGGCGCCAGAUGCGGAGACUGCAGCUUGGGUCAAGCCGUUUGUCAUUCAAGGUUUCCACCAUCCUUACGUCGGAGUCCGCACUCUGAGUAUUUUGCAGCUGUCCAGAAUUGCGCGCGUUCAUUCAAACUUUUUGGACGACGAGCUCAUCACCCUCACUAUGGGGCUUCUUGCCGAUCCUUUGCUGCCGGUUGCUCAGCAAGCAACUGCCAUGCUGCUUGAUGUAAAGUUUGGAGCCUCGCAAGCUGCCACGUUAUUUUGUUUUUCACUGUAA
Molecule: messenger RNA, 828 nt
Organism: Capsaspora owczarzaki ATCC 30864
Lineage: Eukaryota; Filasterea; Ministeriida; Capsasporidae
Exons: 5
Coding region: 1-828 (275 amino acids)
Source: RefSeq, a predicted model, not a curated record